UGUGGAGGCCGAUAGAAGCUACAAAUAUUACCGUACGAUACACAUUCUACUCUAGCAAGCAUGGAAGAGAAGGUGAGGAAGGGGCAGCAAAACCAGUGCGUGAAAAGCGAGAAAAAAGAAGCGACCAGUGCCGAGGCGGACGAAGAUGACACUGACUCUAAGUUAGAUGUAAGCUCUGAACACUUUGAUCCGAUGUUGGCACUGUACUCCCCGAAAUUCAGCCUGCCCUUCCCGGACGUAAGGUGCUUUAACAACGUCGCCGAGUAUGAGAGUUUCCUCCGAGGCGGUCGGGGGAGAGCUAAGCCCGAAAAUGUGGAGAAAAAGAAGAGGAAGGCGCAGAAAGGCGUCGCCGACCCGGAGAGGAUCGAGAGACUGAAGAAGCUGAUGGUAAAGGCUGCGCCGCCGGAAGGAGAAGAGAGCGGCAGCUCCAGGAGGCCUCCCCGAAAGCAGAAAGCGCCCAAGAACGUCCUGACAAGGAUGCAACUGCAUUCAGGCAGUCCGCUGGGGGAGCUUCACCGCUGCGUCAAAGACCGGGUCCGAGUCAAAGUGCACAUUCGCACCUUCAAGGGUCUCCGUGGCGUCUGCUCCGGCUUCGUCGUGGCCUUUGAUAAGUUCUGGAAUAUGGCCAUGGUGGACGUAGAUGAGACAUACAGGAAGCCGCUGCUAGGGGAUGCAAUUCUGCACGCGCCAUCUCUCACCGUCACCAGACUCUUCGAAAGGUUGAAACUGCAGGAGAGUCCGGAGCCCGGGCAGAGCGGGGCAGCGGGGGACUCCGUGUCAGAGGCUGCUGCACAGAAGCCUGUUUUCCCCACGAGCCGUCAGCCGAGCACCGGGCAGUCGGGGACGGCAGAAGGACAGGGCUCAACGGCCAGAAAGGAAGGGAAAAGGACAAAAGCGGACUACCAAACGGUGCACACACGGCACAUAAGCCAGCUGUUCAUCCGAGGAGAGAACGUGCUGCUGGUUCACGUACCGCCGUAGGGUCAUGGGCGGGUGGGGAGCACAGUCCUGCUAACCUGCUAACAGAGGACUGGCUCUCCAGUCACACUGCUGCUGGGGCACAUUUUAUACACCUUUAACAUCAUGGUGGCUUCCUCCAGCACAGGUGCUGUUCCAGUCUGAGAAACUUAAUGUUCCCCUACAGGACUGUCAGGAACUCAGCUACAUGUAAUUUGUUUAUGGGAGUAAGGACACCGUUUGAUUAGCUUUGUAGAUGUAUUCAUAUAUCUUUGAAAACCAUACCUCAGAUGUGGUCUAGCCUUCAUACUGGACUAGGGUAACUCAUUUAAAAGUUUCAUUUGUACAGAACUGCGGGGCAGCUAACUCUGGUACGCCCACCUUUCUGCCCACUGACGGAUAUCACACUGACCAUUUAUAAUCAUUUAAUUUUAUGGCAAAACAUUAUCUCCUGUAUCAGGAUAAUUUUUGAAGUGUGUAACAUAAUAAACAUCUUGUAGGGUUUGACAUGG
Molecule: messenger RNA, 1469 nt
Organism: Paramormyrops kingsleyae
Lineage: Eukaryota; Metazoa; Chordata; Actinopteri; Osteoglossiformes; Mormyridae
Gene: lsm11
Product: LSM11, U7 small nuclear RNA associated
Biological process (GO): mRNA 3'-end processing by stem-loop binding and cleavage
Cellular component (GO): U7 snRNP
Molecular function (GO): U7 snRNA binding
Source: RefSeq, a predicted model, not a curated record